AUGAGGAAAAUAGAAAGUGUAGUGAGAGAGCUGAAAGAAGAAUUGAAAAGUGGAAAGGAAAAGAUGGAGGCCAUGGAAGAGAAGGUGGAAAGUUUGGAGAGCACGGUAGCGGAGCUGAAUGAGAGGCUAACGGCGGCAACGGAGAGGCAGGCGGAGACAUCAGCCGAGACGGGAGAGGAGCGGUUCGACGCCGGAGCAACAGAGGGCGCGAGAGGCUCCACUUGGAGCUUAAGGAGCGGGACGAGCAUGCGGUCGAUGCGCAGCGGCAGAAGCAGAGCACGAAGCGGCAACAGCUGGGGCAGCGGUGCGUCAGAUGCGUUCUCAGGGAGAGAGGUGAGUCUGAUGAAGAAGAUGUUAUAUGAUAAGGAUAGGGCGGAAAGAGCAUGCAACAUCGUAGUGAAAGGAUUGGCCGAGCACAUGGUAGAAUUAGAAAGGUUGAUAGGAAAGAAAGAUGAGGUGAAGGAUUGGGUAGAAAAAUUAAUAGAGGAAAAAUUAGGAACAGAAGUAAAGGUAGAGACAGCGAGAAUAGGAGGAGGAAGAAGUAGGGUAGAUAGAGUCGUAAUUGCUAAAUUAAGAAGCGAAGAGGAGAAGAGAAAAGUGAUGAAGAAUAAGAGCAAGCUAAGAGGGACGAACAUUUAUAUAGAGCAUGAUUUAAGUUAUGAGGAAAAGAGAAAGCAGAAGGAAAUUAAGAGAUGGUGCAUGGAAAAGCAAAGGAAGGGAUGGAAUAUAAGAAUAGGAAUAGGUAGGGUAGCAAUCGACGGGCAGUGGAUAAGGUGGGAGGAAGAAGAUAGAUUAAAAGAGAUAGAAGCUGAAGACAACAAAAGACAGGAGAAAGUAACAAAGCAAUUAGAGUGGAUGAGGGAAAAUAGAAAGGAGAAUAGGUCGGUGGUAACAGAAGGAGAAAUAGGAGGAGAAAAAGUGGACGGAGAAGAAAAUUUCGAGUAG
Nasonia vitripennis (jewel wasp) is the source of this 945-nucleotide messenger RNA. Its product is annotated as golgin subfamily A member 6-like protein 6. Lineage: Eukaryota; Metazoa; Arthropoda; Insecta; Hymenoptera; Pteromalidae. The transcript has a single exon. Bases 1 to 945 code for a protein of 314 amino acids. The record is from RefSeq and is a predicted model, not a curated record.